Bombus impatiens (common eastern bumble bee) is the source of this 1050-nucleotide messenger RNA. RefSeq names its product ubiquitin-conjugating enzyme E2 S. The transcript is spliced from 5 exons. The coding region runs from base 69 to 728 and encodes 219 amino acids. NCBI's taxonomy places the organism in Eukaryota, Metazoa, Arthropoda, Insecta, Hymenoptera, Apidae. The record is from RefSeq and is a predicted model, not a curated record.
AACGCGUUUAAUUGAAACUUUAUUCAAAAUUUGCUAAAUAUGGCUGCUGUGAGUUCUGUAAGUACUCGAUGAUACGUAUUAAUUUCUGUCUGCGAACUUUAACAGCGAUAUCAAAUGUCGAAAACUUAUCUCCACAAAUUAUUCGACGUGUAGCUAAAGAAAUGAGUGAAUUAGCUGAACAACCACCCGAGGGUAUUCGAGUUGUUUUAAACGAAGAAGAUGUUACUGACAUUCAAGCUAUUAUAGAAGGACCCUCGGGAACGCCAUAUGCUGGCGGUUUCUUCAGAGUAAAAUUAGCUCUUGGCAAAGAUUUUCCUCAAGGACCACCAAAGGCAUUUUUCCUUACAAAAAUUUUUCAUCCAAAUGUUGCAAAAAAUGGAGAAAUUUGUGUCAAUACCUUAAAAAAGGAUUGGAAAUCAGAUCUCGGAAUUAAACAUAUAUUACUAACUGUAAAAUGUCUCUUAAUAGUGCCAAAUGCAGAAUCUGCUUUAAAUGAAGAAGCUGGUAAAUUAUUAUUAGAAAGGUAUGACGAUUAUUCCGAACGAGCAAAAAUGAUGACAGAAAUACAUGCACAGGGAGGCGGGAAAGGCAGCAAAGCAGGUCUGGAUAGUUGCACAUCCUCUGAAGUCGGAGGACCCCUCCCAAAAAAGCAUGCAGGAGAUAAAAAACUAUCAGCAGAAAAGAAAAAGAUAUUGAAAGACAAGAAGAGGACACUCAAAAGAUUAUAAAAAAAUCAACACAAUUUAUCUAUCUUUUAUAAUUUAAAACACUGGUGUGGUAACAUUGCCUCAUAUUGUACACAAUUAUUGCAUAGUAAAAAUUUAUUAUCUAAACUCGACUGAUCUUAUUAUUAAGUAUUUAGAAAAUUAAUAAUUCUAGAAGCAUUAAAAAUGACUUCCUAAGAUACAAACAAGUACAACUUUGUAGUGAUCUACUUUACAAUCAGGAGUGGAAAAUAAUAUAGUCCACUCUGUGGUAUCUAUUAGCGAAUAUUUUUACAUAUGUACAAAAUGAUACCUCAUGUGACUAUUUAAAUUAAAUAAAAAGUGU